GAACACCGCAAAAUGCAAUAGUAGGCUGACUAAUAUGCCAAGACAAGAAGCACUCGGCUAACCUGCCUUGACUUUGCGAUUGAAAUGACUUCACUCUGCAGGCCGUUGUUUUUCUCCCCAGGAGUUCUUCUGCCCCUCCAAAUCAAGAUGAUGAGAUGUCUUUGCCUGGUCUUGGACUAGCAGAGCCGGAGGAGGUGUCCACCAUCGAGAUCAACCGCCAUGACUUAGCUAAAGAUUCAGAGUGGCGGUUCGAGGCCGCUGUGGGCAAGUACAUCCAGGUCAAGGUAUUGACUGGAGCGGCCGAGCUCUUUGGCACCGAACUCGUCCCCGGAAACACCUACACCUUCACGGGGAUCAAAGCCGCAAUCUACACCUGGAAUGGCUGUUCUUUCGAAGUCAGCGGUGAUGCCCUGCAGAGCGAGUAUACCGCCGAAGAAACGCCCAUGAGCGAGUAUAUCAACGCCCAUUUUGCGCUUGAGACACUGCGCGAACAAGCCAAAGCCACAGGACGAGAAGGACCUCGCGUUCUGAUUCUAGGACCAGAGGAUGCGGGGAAGAGCACACUCGCAAAGAUCCUCACGGGCUACGCUUCACGAUCAGCCCGGUCGCCAGUCGUGGUCAAUUUAGACGUCAAGGAGGGAGUCAUGAGCAUACCGGGAACGCUGACCGCUACAGUGUUCAAAAGUAUGAUGGACAUUGAAGAAGGAUGGGGAACUGCACCCAUGAGCGGUCCCAAUGGUGCUAUCCCCGUCAAGUUACCUCUGGUCUACUUCUAUGGCAGCUCCAAACCAGAAGAGAAGGAUGGAAAGGUCUACAGGGCUCAGAUCAGCCGGCUAGCGCUCGCCGUUUCUGGUCGAAUCGCUCAGGAUCCUGAAGCGCGGGAGAGUGGUCUCAUCAUCGACACUCCAGGUACUCUCAUUAGCACCAAAGACGGCGGUGUAGGCUAUGGCAUCAUUCAAGACAUUGUGGCCGAAUUUGCCGUGACGGCGAUUGUCUGCCUUGGCUCCGAGAGGCUAUACAGCGACAUGGUUAAGCGCUUUGACGGUCAGCCAACAGCUUCUCGGUCGACGGGCACGACCACAUCACAGGCAACAAUUUCGGUCAUCAAGCUUGCCAAAUCAGGAGGCUGUGUUGAUCGUGACGAGGCAUACAUGCAGGCGUUCCGAGCGGCACAGGUCAAGACAUAUUUCUACGGCAACCCCCGUCUGAGCAACGGCAUCUCCCUACAACCUCGGCAACAGCAGGUGGACUUUUCGACGAUGACUGUCUGGAGGCGGAUAGGCAGCACUCCCGAUCCUACUUCUUCUUCCAUGGGCGGGGCAUAUGAAGACGAAGAAACUUUUCUGCCUGGCGGCGGUAUGGGCGAUGAGACUAUUUCAGAUGGUGGUCCGUCCAAGGUGCCUCUUCCUGCCUCGCAGAUCUAUGAACGAAUAACGGCACCGUAUGCCGCGAUUCGCAGCUCCAUCCUAGCAGUUAUGAACUGUGACCCGGAAGCUGAACAAGAGACCAUCCGGGACAGCAGUGUGAUGGGGUUCUUGUAUGUCACAGAUACCGACGAAGCAAGGGGGCGUAUCAGUCUCCUUAGCCCUGUGGCUGGACGGGUGCCGAACCGUGCCAUUGUCUGGGCAGGCUGGCCGGAGCCGAUACUGGGCAUGGACAGGUCGUGACCUGCGAGAAAAUAGAGAUUCAAAGAUGCCGGAAAGGCAGGCGACAUUUUGAAUAGCAGCAGAUGAUCACAAUAGCUGAGUGACUGAUCAGAUCAAUUCAUGGUACCUAUAACAUGAUCGAUUGUCC
This is a messenger RNA of Exophiala xenobiotica, 1794 nucleotides long. RefSeq lists its product as uncharacterized. Gene Ontology annotation, cellular component: nucleus; mRNA cleavage factor complex. Bases 156 to 1667 code for a protein of 503 amino acids. The transcript has 2 exons. Gene Ontology annotation, molecular function: polynucleotide 5'-hydroxyl-kinase activity. The record is from RefSeq and is a predicted model, not a curated record. NCBI's taxonomy places the organism in Eukaryota, Fungi, Ascomycota, Eurotiomycetes, Chaetothyriales, Herpotrichiellaceae. Gene Ontology annotation, biological process: tRNA splicing, via endonucleolytic cleavage and ligation.